AUGUUGGAGGGCCUCGUGUUUGACUUCUGGAACGAUCCGGAUCUCAAGUUCUUCUGGAAUCGCCCGCGAUCGCAAUGGUUGAGGGAACUUCCAACUGUCCGUAUUAGUGACCCAUGUUUUAGUCACGUUCCUGAUUCCGGUGAUGAGCGGUGGGCCGACUUCCUGACGCUCGUCAAGCAGGACAGUAGCAUUCCUGACGAGUGGCCCUGGCACAUGGAGCAAGGGCACAGGGCCUCGACUACCUCAAUCGUCACGUUCAGUGGGAUUCUAAAGCAACAAGGCAUCCCUGAGAGCGGCGUGGUCAACAUCAAUGAUGAGCACCCGCACACAGCCAAUAUGGCCACCGAGUACAAGAUCGCGUCUCUUAAGAACAAUCCUGGCUAUGCCAAUUGGCUUAUUGACAUCCGUGCCAUCCUUCGUCGCAACGGUCUCUGGCGUUACACUCAGUCUGACGGUACUUCUGACGUUGCUGCUGAGCUUGUCGAGCAGCUUGUGAACCCCGUACGGACUGGGCUUCGGCUGUAA
Messenger RNA from Macroventuria anomochaeta, 525 nucleotides. RefSeq names its product glycoside hydrolase family 39 protein. Bases 1 to 525 code for a protein of 174 amino acids. The record is from RefSeq and is a predicted model, not a curated record. NCBI's taxonomy places the organism in Eukaryota, Fungi, Ascomycota, Dothideomycetes, Pleosporales, Didymellaceae. The transcript is spliced from 3 exons.